Ipomoea nil (Japanese morning glory) is the source of this 522-nucleotide messenger RNA. RefSeq lists its product as uncharacterized. The coding region runs from base 1 to 522 and encodes 173 amino acids. Gene Ontology annotation, molecular function: nucleic acid binding; zinc ion binding. NCBI's taxonomy places the organism in Eukaryota, Viridiplantae, Streptophyta, Magnoliopsida, Solanales, Convolvulaceae. The transcript has a single exon. The record is from RefSeq and is a predicted model, not a curated record.
AUGUUUGAAGGGCCAUGGAUGGUGUUGGAUCAUUACUUAAUAGUGAAGCCUUGGAUACCCGACUUUGAUCCUCUGAAUGAUACAACUGAGAAGGUGCUCGUCUGGGCCAGGGUUCCUUACAUUCCAGUUGAAUACUAUGACAUAAUCUUCCUGCGGAAGCUUGGAAACAGAAUCGGUCGGACUAUACGCGUUGAUCAAGCUACCAGUCUUGUCUCUCGAGGUAUGUUCGCUAGAAUCUGUGUUGAGGUUGAUAUGCGAAAACCCCUCAUAUCUAAAUUUACCUACGAGGGGAAGGUGCGAACUGUGGCUUAUGAGGGCAUGCAUUUAGUAUGCUUUUCAUGCGGAUUGUAUGGGCAUGCGAAAGAUGGCUGUCCACUGUUGCGCAGGCCAACGGAGGAGAGUGAAGGUGCUGGGGCGGGAGAGGGAAUAAAUCAGGAAGCUAAAAAGGACCCACCCAAAGAGCCUAAUGAUGCAGUGGAUCCCAAGGUCCUGUUCGGAGAAUGGAUGCUUGCACCACAAUAG